Molecule: messenger RNA, 4078 nt
Organism: Tachysurus fulvidraco (yellow catfish)
Lineage: Eukaryota; Metazoa; Chordata; Actinopteri; Siluriformes; Bagridae
Gene: tmem265
Product: transmembrane protein 265
Exons: 2
Coding region: 270-1295 (341 amino acids)
Source: RefSeq, a predicted model, not a curated record
GGGAUGUGGAGUGGGGUGUGUGUGGGGGGGAAGAUAGUAAAAGAGAAAAAUCUUCAGAUUUUCCACAAACCUGACCGGAAUAGCAGGCAACUUGAGGUUUGACAAUGUAGCUAUUGAGCUCUUUCGCAUCGUCUAAAUGGCUUCUUUGGAUUUACCGGUAUGUGGUAAGAUUGGGGCGCAGCGACCGAGACGUUUUACUCAAACAUCUGAACUAUUCCGGACGAAUUCGCCUGAAACCACAACAACAUCUGAUUCCGUCGACUUAAGGCAUGUUACCUUCACCCCAGGUGUGUUUGUCCACCUUGGUGACGGUGAGCACAAUGGCUGUGCUUGACCUCUAUCUCCUAGAACAGAGCAUGCUGGGGCGUGGGAGUCGGGCUUGGCCGGCAGCAUGGGCAUGCACAGCUGUUGGGUUGGGUGACCUGGGCUUCCUUCUGGCACUUCGCUUUGUGUCAGCUGGUGUUGCGUCAGAAGCUCGCUCGCCACGGCGUGCUUUUGCCAGCGCUCUCUGGUUCUUGUUCCUGUCCUUGCUGGAACUCAAGCUUUUCUUCGUGUGCCAGAACUACAGGCAUGAACGGCGGCCAGCAGACCCAUUGGCACGCAAGACCCUCACUCUUCUGCUCUCAGUGGGGCUGCCCUCGCUCUUUCUAGUACUGACAGGAGCUGAGCAUGUAACACCAGCACACAGGAAGCAGGAGGUUCGUGCCAGGCUCCUUUGGGUGGCCUUAGACCUGCUGGAUGUGCUAGACCUGCAGGCUGGCCUGUGGGAGGAGGCUCAGAGUGGUGCAGUGGUCCCAUUAUGGGUUGAUGGGGUCAUCUUCUUCUACUGCUAUGUGCUGCUGCUUCUCUUGCCUUGUGUCUCACUUACCGAGCUGGCACUACCAGGGCUGAGGAGAGCACGCAGGGAAGCUGUGUACCCGUGGCUCAGUCUGUUUGCCAUCAAUGUGAUGACACUGGGGCUCAGAGCUGUGGGUGUACUCUGGUAUAGGGACCCAAGGAUAUCCACAGUGUUUGUGGGGAAGAAUGUGCUGGCACUGGCUCUCAAGCUUAGAUCAGCGUGGGACAUGCACAGAAACAGUAACAGUGGGGGACAAGGAGAAGGAGGUGAGGGUGGCGGGAGAAACCAGAGCUUGGGGAUGGAUGCAGAACAAAUGGAACAAGGACAGAGCAGUGGCACAAUUCCAACCACUCGAGACCACGCACUCCUACGCACUCAUGGCCAAUGCCAAAGCCAUACAAGGCCGGAUCAUGCUGAUAGCUCCAGGGGGUCUGCCUAUAUUUCACAAGAGCUCUAGGUGUACUGAUCAGCCACUGUGGAUAAGCAACAAUGACAGACUUUUUGGUCACCAGUCAUCCUUUUGGUCUGGAUUUUGGCCAAAAACCAUGUAAUAACUAUUCUUCUGAGCACACAUUCUCUAAUAGACAGUUGCAUUCUGUUUAAUCCUGUUUAAUUCACUAUCACUAUCAAGUCAUUUCUGUUAUCCAGUGCCUAUUCUAUCUCGAAGAAAAAAAAAAAUCUAUUAGAAUUAUUUAGAAUGCUUUCCACAUUUUCACACAAAAGAGAAACAGCAAUGUUAAUAUAAAAUUUUAUUUUGUGUGCGUUUUUUAUGCAGAUGGUAUUUGCUUGUUCCCAGCAUUGAUUUCUACCAGGUUAGUAAAAAAAAAAAAAUUCCUCUCAUCAUCUUUCCUAUAUGCAUUCGAUGGGUGAAUUUUCUAUGCUGGUUAAGGUACACUCUUUUCAUUUUUAAUAUUGCAAUGCUUUAUCAGGACUGUUUGCUUCCCAUCAUACACAUUCUACCCUGUUAGACCAAAUUAAGUUAUAUUUUUUAGCGUUUUAAACUGUUAGAGACUAAUGUUAUUGUUAAUUAUAUCAUAGCCAAUCCAGUCUUCAUGAUUUCACCCUGUUAGGAUUGUGCUUCACACAUGAAUCACAAAUGUUCAAUUUGAAUCACCAAUGUUUUUAAAAUGUUUAGUAAUAUAAAUAUUAUGCAUUUUCAUACACUUUUAUACUUUUUCACAUUUCUGUUGAGCAAAUAUACAGUAUGUUAAGCUUAUAAACAUUGGUAAAAAAAAACGUGUUUUAAAUCUGUUAUUAUUAAGUAGUCUUUUUUAAUUCACUGAUUAUGUAUUAGACAAAUCAAAUCAAAGUGCAUGAAACUGAAACAUCAUUCACUGCUUGGUAAUUAAAAAAAAUAGACCCAUAAAACAAACAUGGCUCUGAUAGAACAAUGGGCACCUAACACAUUGAAAAAACUUGAUCUAUUCACAUCACUAUUUUUUUUUACGUUAUUACAUUUCCAGAAGGUUGUCCACAUGAUUCCAAGAGGAUCGGAGUCUAUGAAUUGAAAACAUUUUUGUUACGAAUUAAACCCUCGAGAUAUCGUAUAUCGAGAUAUAAGUGUGCUUAGUAAGGAUUUAAAAGAGAAACAAAAUAUCGUAAAUAUAGAGUAAUUCAUUAUAAAUACAUUAGGAAAGAAACACUAUGGAAUUUGAUACUAAAUACAUAAAUAUGGGUCUAUUUUUAAAUUCAUUGUAUUAUCAGAUUAAAGUCAACUAAAUAGUCAUUUUACCCCAUUUAUAAAAAAGUAUCUUAAUCACAGACACUGCAGAUCUGGACAGAUUUUUUUUAAAUAGAUAAUGUUAUGAAUUACAAUCAGCUUAUGCUUCAAACCACUCCCAUGUUUCCCUUACAGAAAGACAUAAAUGAACAAAACCCUGUCAUUUGAACUUUUCUUAUUAGAAUUUUUAAAAUCUAAUGAAAUCACCUAAAUCUUACACACGAUAACACAUGCACAUGUGCAUACAGGAUGUGUUGGAUCAAGUGCUGCUUUAUAAGCUGCCAGGUAACUGGGGUGGAAGCCAUAUUGUUAAGUUAGAACAAAUUUCCAGUGAUUAAUAUGAUAAUUAGCUUAACUGUGAUUAUUCAUGCAGAAAUACAUUGGCUAUAUACUACAUUCCUGUUAGAUGUUCAAAUCAGUGCUUACCAUUGCUCCUGAACUAUGGACAUACAAUAAAAGUUUUCAUGCACAUGUCAUGAGAAUAAAAUGUACACUUUAGAAAUGCAGCAAAUUAACUGCCUUCUUAUGAGCAUCAAUUAAACCUAAGCUUAUUGAUUCUUUUCACCAAUUUUUUAACUCUACAAUGUGCAGUGUGAAACAUGGCUCUGAAACAUUAGUACUCCACUAUUUUACAAGAACUACAGCCACUCCCAGUAUACUGUCUGAGGGAUUUGCUUUGACAUUCUUGUUCAUUUUUAAAGACAGAUGUGUAAUUUUUUUGGUAAAUCAAAUUUCCCUGUUGUGAAAACACUGCCAGAGUAUUCACAUCAUCAUCAUCAUCAUCAUUAUUAUUGUCAUCCAUAAUAGAUUGUUUAAAUGCAUGUGAAAUGGCAUGAAACAAAUAUAUGGGGAGAAAAUGACAGAAAAUGCUGAUUCACUUCAAAUCCCCGUUUAACACAGCUAUUAUCAUAAUUAUCAGUAUAAAAAGUGGCGUGAUUGCUUGUGUAAUUAUGGCAUGAGUCUCAUGCAUGUCUGACUGAAAUGCCAAGAACAAGAAGCCUUAGCAGGUGGUGACAGCAGGUCAUGGCCUGGAGGACUGACAGGUUUCAUUCAAGCUUCUCUUAUUGACCUCAUUAAUUCAAAAAGGACUUUUUGUCAAUUAGCUACGUGUUCACAUGCGGCUUCAUACGUGUGAGGUAUGGCUAAUAUUUGCAGGACGGAUUAAAAUAACACAAAAAAUGGCUGAAAAUGUCGAGGGAAUGGGGUUAUUCAUUACGAUGUAUGAGCAGCACUGCUUUAAGUGUGCCACUUGAAAAGAGAUAGAUUUAAGAUGGAUAAACAAAGGGGGAUUAAAAGAACUGCAGUCUUCAGUCUGCAGUCUCAAGUGUUCAUCUUUGCCUUAUUCUCAAUGGCAAAUACUUUUUCUAGAGCAUUACUCUGGUGAGCCAGGUUUAAAUGAGUCCAAAACAAAAUCCGGCAGCAAAGUACCCAUUUCCUCCAUUUAAGCAUUCAAAGCAUUGUGCACAUUUUUGCUGACAUUCUGUGUAUUGCUGCCAAGCUAGGUCACAGUUUGUGAAACA